UUUUCAGGUCAUCUGUACGGUACACCUCGUCCAAUCGAGAGCUAUACCGAUGAAGAUAUGAUGCUAAUGGGCAAUGAAGGAUUGCUACCGCCUAACUGGGAAACGGCUUACACCGAAAAUGGCGACAAAUAUUUCAUAGAUCACAAUACCGGAACAACAACCUGGGAUGAUCCAAGAGAGUUACCACCCGGAUGGGAACAAGUUGAUGAUCAGAACUACGGAACAUUCUAUGUCGAGAUGAUGUCCUCAUCAUACCCGACGGGAUCGGAUCUCAUCUCGUCGGUUAUCUAUUUUGCUCCGUCGACUAGCACGGGUACGGUGUUCAAUACACCCGCAUCUCGAUAUUCAACAGCCACACAAACCACGUUUGGUGGUGGAAGCCAUCGGCAUAAAGGAUUCGUUUCGUUUCGAUCACAAGACGAAGAUCAACCAGAUGAUGAUUGUGAAGAAGGUGUGCCACUGUUGAAAGCAGUCCAGCAUACUUCAUCAUCUAAAAAUCACAUCAAUCGAAAAACGCAAUAUGAACGGCCGUAUGGAUUUGGUGGAUCUGCAGUAACAAUAGACCAACAAGUGAAAUAUGGAACGCUUCCCUCGUCUGCAAACCAUAAUAAUAUGUAUUCACAUUAUAAUAGUGGCACUCUAAAAUCAUCAUCAUCACCUAGAGAUUCUGGAUUCGAUAGUUCACCGACAAGAUACAGAAAGUUUGGGGAUCCCCCAGACAUAGGAGCAUCUUCAGCCGACUAUGAUCAUCACUCAAAAAUGUUCAGCAGGUCUUCGAAUCCAUUGUUUACAACCGAUCCAGCAAGACUAGGAGGGGAAUUGAUAUCUACAAAAAUUGUCAAAGGAGCCAAAGGACUAGGAUUCACGCUUAUUGGAAACGAUGCAUCGAGUCGAGGUGAUGAGUUCAUUCAGGUCAAAUCUGUGUUAACUGGAGGUCCUGCUGCUGCGAACGGAGUACUUCGAUCAGGAGAUAUCCUCGUCCGAGUCAACGGACGUCUUCUGCUAGGAGCAACUCAAAAAGAAGCAUGUGAUGUGUUCGUUGCCAUUCCCAUUGGCGAAGCUGUUGAUAUUCAAGUUUGUCGGGGAUACGAACUGUUCAUUGAUCCAACGAACAGGAUAAUCACUGAAAACGUCUACGCAGCUGCCAAAAAUCGGGAUCUUCAUGAAAUCGACAUUUACAAAGGUCCAGAAGGGUUUGGAUUCACCAUUGCGGAUAAUCUGAAUGGACAAAGGAUAAAGAAAAUCAUAUUUCCAUCACAAUGUCCGAACCUUAUGGAGGGAGAUACGAUAGUUGAACUGGACGGUAGAAAUGUUCGACCCAUACCUCACACUCAACUUGUCGACAUGCUCCGUGAGCGACCGAUUGGAUAUCGUGGAAAGCUUGUUGUGAAGAGAGGAUCCCCUAAAACCAGGUCUCGAACACCUUCAGCUGCAUUCAGAUAUGGAGAACCACAAUCGACUAUGACUGAUUCUGCAGCUUCAGCGGCUUCGGCGCCAGUUCGAUCAAAAACACCCGCUGGUCGUCAAUCAUCAAAAGCCGAAGAAGAACAGUCUGUUAGGAGCACACUCCAACGGCAACCCGCAGUGACGUCUGAAUGGGAAGGUAUGAAUGGUUCUGCACAAACAGCUAGCCGGAUGAGACCAUCCUCAACAACUCUAGGCUUUGCGACACCAAACUACAUUCCGCUGAGUCAGUACAACCAAAAACCAUCAGAUUUAAUUACUGUAUCUCUGAUUCGGAAGCCUGUUGGAUUCGGAUUCCGUCUUCUUGGAGGCGUUGAAUCGAAAACUGUACUUUCCGUUGGGCAAAUUGUGAUAGGAGGAGCUGCAGAAGAAGACGGACGAUUGCACGAAGGAGAUGAAAUCGUAGAGAUCGAUGGACACAAUGUCGAGGGAGCUUCACACUCAGAAGCUGUUAUUUUUCUUGAGGCAGCAGCACAGAAUAAACAUGUCAAGUUGGUAGUGAGGAGAUCAGCAAAGGUCGAUCCAGCUCGGCGUGGAUCACUCAAUUCAGCAGGACCGUCUGGGUCAUAUGAUGUACUUCUUUAUCGGAACGAUAAUGAUGGCUUCGGAUUUGUACUGAUGUCUUCUCAUCACAAAAAUGGAUCUACGAUUGGCCAAAUCCAGCCAGGCAGUCCAGCUGCUAGAUGUGGGAGAUUAUCGGUUGGAGACAGAGUGAUUGCUGUGAAUGGAAUCGAUAUUCUGAACCUAGCACACCCUGACAUCAUAGCAUUGAUCAAGGACUCUGGAUUAUCAGUUCGAUUAACCAUCGCUCCACCAGACACAGCUGGACCAGUUCUUCCAAUGGUUUCUGCGACUCUUGGUCGGAACUUCACAAUGAAUGGACACUAUGAAUCGAACUACGGUCUUCCACCACCACCACCAUCUGCCUACGAAAGACAUCCACCACCGACGUAUCUUGGAUUUGAAAGUCUUUCAAUUAAUGACAGAAUGCCAUCGAACGGAAAUCUAAUUGAUGUAUCUUUGGAACGCGGCACCAAGGGAUUCGGGUUCUCAAUUCGCGGCGGACAAGAAUUCGGAGCGAUGCCACUUUUCGUUCUCCGUAUCGCAGAUGACGGACCCGCCAAAGCCGAUGGACGAUUACAGGUCGGCGACCAAUUAACAACAAUAAAUGGUCAAUCAACAAAAGGAAUGAGCCAUGAUGAUGCGAUUCGAAUUAUUAAGCAACACCCGAUAGUGAAUUUAACAGUGCUACGCAAUAGAUUGCCAUAG
Molecule: messenger RNA, 2733 nt
Organism: Caenorhabditis briggsae
Lineage: Eukaryota; Metazoa; Nematoda; Chromadorea; Rhabditida; Rhabditidae
Gene: Cbr-magi-1
Product: Protein CBR-MAGI-1
Exons: 9
Biological process (GO): signal transduction
Cellular component (GO): cytoplasm
Molecular function (GO): protein binding
Source: RefSeq, a predicted model, not a curated record